UAGGCCGCAGCUCGGUUCAAAAGCGAGUCUCAGCCACGUGCGGCUCCGCUAAAGGGAUAGGCGGCGAGAUCGAAUCGAGCGGAGCGGGCCCAUGGCGCUGCGGCGGCUGCUUCCCUUCCUCCUAGUCAUCCUCCUCUUCGUUCUGCCGCCGCCACCGAGCUGCGUGGCCAGCGGCGGAGGGGAGCCGGCGGAGUUCGAGAUCCCCCGGGACGGGAGUGUGGUGGAGCUGGACGAGAGCAGCUUCGAUGCGGCGGUGCGCGCCGUCGACCUCCUCUUCGUCGACUUCUAUGCCCCCUGGUGCGGCCACUGCAAGCGCCUCGCCCCCCAGCUGGACGAGGCUGCUCCUGUGCUGGCUGGACUGAGCACGCCUAUCGUUGUUGCUAAAGUAAAUGCCGACAAAUACAGGAAGCUCGGGUCCAAAUAUGGAGUAGAUGGGUUCCCUACUUUGAUGCUUUUUGACCAUGGGGCCCCCUCAGAGUACACGGGUUCAAGGAAGGCUGAUUUGCUCAUUGAGAACCUUAAGAAGCUUGUUGCGCCUGAUGUUUCUGUUCUCGAGUCAGACUCGGCAAUCAAAGGCUUUGUUGAGGCUGCUGGUAUCGGUUUCCCAUUAUUUAUCGGAUUUGGGGUGGAGGAAUCAUUGAUUGCUGAAUAUGGAGCAAAGUACAAGAAGAAGGCAUGGUUUUCUGUAGCAAAGGAUUUCUCUGAGGAUAUGAUGGUCGUGUAUGAUUUUGACAAGGUUCCAGCAUUGGUUUCUCAUAACACAAAAUAUAAUGAGCACAGUGUAUUCUAUGGUCCAUUUGAAGGAACCUUUUUGGAAGAUUUUAUACGGCAAUCCCUACUGCCUUUAACUGUGCCCAUCAACAGAGAGACUGUGAAGAUGUUGAAUGAUGAUGAGAGGAAAGUGGUUCUUACAAUUUUGGACGAUGAAGCAGAUGAAUAUUCUCCGCAGCUGAUAAAAAUUUUGAGGUCUGCAGCCAAUGCAAACCACGAUUUGGUGUUUGGAUAUGUGGGAGUCAAGCAGUGGGAGGAAUUCACGGAGACUUUUGAUGUUUCAAAGAGCUCACAGCUGCCAAAGAUGGUUGUCUGGGACGGAAACGAGGAAUAUGAAGUAGUUGAGGGUUCAGAGAGGCUUGAAGAAGGCAACUACGGAUCCCAAAUUAGUCAUUUUCUUGAGGGGUAUAGGGCAGGAAGAACAAUAAAGAAGAAAGUGGGCCGUGGUUCCCCAACACUGCUUGGUGUUAAUGCGAUGUACAUUCUCAUCUUCUUGGUCGCUGUUCUUCUUGUUAUGAUGUAUUUUUCUGGGCAAGGCGAGGAGGAUCACCGGCCAAGAAGGGCCCAUGAAGACUGAAAGUGUAAUAUUUAUUCCAGCACGCUUAUCUCUAGGUAUUCCCCGCGGCGCAGAAGGUUGGUAAGUGGGAAACACAGGCGAUGAGGAAAAUUCUGGUCUUUCUUUGAAAUGUCUCGAGGAGCCUCGGUUUUAGAUAUUACUUCUGAGCUCUGAUCACGCUGCAUCUCCCCUGAGCCCUGACAUGUCUUCACAAGUUGUUGGACUUCCAGUUUAGAAUCAGAAUUCAUCAAAACGAGGUUUGGUUCUUGUAAUUAUUCGGAACUUGUAAUUGUCAUGAGACUUCAACAAAAACGAUUCUUAAAAAUUGACAGCUGCCUUCUGAAGACCUCC
This is a messenger RNA of Phragmites australis (common reed), 1678 nucleotides long. Its product is annotated as protein disulfide isomerase-like 5-3. The transcript is spliced from 5 exons. Lineage: Eukaryota; Viridiplantae; Streptophyta; Magnoliopsida; Poales; Poaceae. The record is from RefSeq and is a predicted model, not a curated record. Gene Ontology annotation, cellular component: endoplasmic reticulum. Bases 92 to 1348 code for a protein of 418 amino acids. Gene Ontology annotation, biological process: response to endoplasmic reticulum stress; protein folding. Gene Ontology annotation, molecular function: protein disulfide isomerase activity.